Molecule: messenger RNA, 375 nt
Organism: Ixodes scapularis (black-legged tick)
Lineage: Eukaryota; Metazoa; Arthropoda; Arachnida; Ixodida; Ixodidae
Exons: 4
Coding region: 70-375 (101 amino acids)
Source: RefSeq, a predicted model, not a curated record
AGUCGUAUCGUUCCACGGCGUUCGUACAACGCAACCCUGCUAGUUCAAGGGAACAUCUAAUUCGCAGGAAUGAGGACAAUCGUUCUAUUGGCCGUGAUCGCAUUCGGAGGUGUGUCACUGAUCAUGGGAGACACUAAUCACCGCCACCAUUACGGAGUUUCAUUUGAAGACGGUACAUGCAAGUACCGCAAUCUAACAGUCAACGAUGGAGGUUUGAAAAUACUUCAGUACCCUUGUGAACGCUGGUUUUGCAAUGUAACAGCAAAAACACUUACAGUUGAAGGGUGCAAUGUCAGACCCUACGAAAGUUGCGACUUCGUGCACAACCCUUUUUACUACUGGCCAUCUUGCUGUCCCCGUCGUCCGGUCUGCUAA